Messenger RNA from Phalacrocorax carbo (great cormorant), 5112 nucleotides. NCBI's taxonomy places the organism in Eukaryota, Metazoa, Chordata, Aves, Suliformes, Phalacrocoracidae. The record is from RefSeq and is a predicted model, not a curated record.
CCGGAAGCUUCGGCAAUCUCCGGAAAGCUCCGACGACGCUUCGGGAAUCUCCGGCCACUUCCGGCAGCGCUUCGGGAAUCCCCGCCCAUUUCCGGCGACGCUUCGGCGCUCGGAGGCGGGACCCGAAGCGCUCGGCGUCGGGGGCGGGGCUUAGCGCCGCGCCGCGUAUGAAUUAUUCAUGAGCCCGUCCCACCGCGGCGGGGGGAGGCCGUCCCGCCGGGAUUACACGGAACAACGGCCCCGUCCCGCCCCGACCCCGCUCCCCGCUUCCCCGGAGCACGAUAACGGGACACGCCGCCCUUUUCCUCCCCCCCGACCCUCGUAAAACCUCCACCAUCCCGGCAUGCCCCGCGCCGCGCGCACACACUCCCCACCCCCAAAUUCCCUUUCAGGCAGUUGGUACGCUCCGACCGCUCCCCCGCCGCCGAGCGCGCGCGGGGGGGCGAGGCUAUAUAAGGGGGCGCGGGCGGCGCCUCCCGCUCAGUCGCGCCGGGGAGCGCGGAGCGCCCGGAGGGCGAAGGGAGGGGGGGUUGUGUCGCCGUGGGGCUGGUUCCCCCCGGUGCGGGGGAGGGCGUUUGGCUGUUAAAUCUGUUGAAAAAGGUGUCUUUUUUUUGUUGGGGUUUUUUUUUUGUUUGGAAGUAGCGGGAGCGGCGUGAGGGCCGCGGCUAGGCCGGCGCCAUGCACGGCGGGCCGCCCUCCGGUGACAGCGCCUGCCCCUUGCGCACCAUCAAGCGGGUUCAAUUCGGCAUCCUCAGCCCCGACGAGAUGAAACGGAUGUCGGUGACUGAGGGGGGCAUCAAGUACCCCGAAACAACAGAGGGGGGGCGCCCCAAACUGGGGGGGCUCAUGGACCCCCGGCAGGGCGUCAUCGAGAGGACGGGGCGCUGCCAGACCUGCGCCGGGAACAUGACGGAGUGCCCGGGGCACUUCGGGCACAUCGAGCUGGCCAAGCCUGUUUUCCACGUGGGAUUUUUGGGCAAAACCAUGAAGAUUCUUCGCUGCGUCUGUUUCUUCUGCUCCAAACUGCUGGUGGACUCGAACAACCCCAAGAUCAAGGACAUCCUGGGGAAGUCGAAGGGGCAGCCCAAGAAGCGCCUGACGCACGUCUACGACCUGUGCAAGGGGAAGAACAUCUGCGAGGGGGGGGAGGAGAUGGACCACAAGUUCGGGGUGGAGCAGCCCGAGGGCGACGAGGACCUCACCAAGGAGAAGGGCCACGGCGGGUGCGGGCGCUACCAGCCGCGCAUCCGGCGCUCGGGGCUGGAGCUCUACGCCGAGUGGAAGCACGUCAACGAGGAUUCGCAGGAGAAGAAGAUCCUGCUCAGCCCCGAGCGGGUGCACGAGAUCUUCAAGCGCAUCUCGGACGAGGAGUGCUUCGUGCUGGGCAUGGACCCCAAAUUCGCCCGCCCCGAGUGGAUGGUCUGCACCGUCCUGCCCGUGCCCCCCCUCUCCGUGCGCCCCGCUGUCGUCAUGCAGGGCUCUGCCCGCAACCAGGACGACCUGACCCACAAACUGGCCGACAUCGUGAAGAUCAACAACCAGCUGCGGCGGAACGAGCAGAACGGGGCGGCCGCCCACGUCAUCGCCGAGGACGUCAAACUGCUCCAGUUCCACGUUGCCACCAUGGUGGACAACGAGCUGCCGGGGCUGCCGCGGGCGAUGCAGAAGUCGGGGCGCCCCCUGAAGUCCCUGAAGCAGCGGCUGAAGGGGAAGGAAGGGCGGGUGCGGGGCAACCUCAUGGGCAAGCGGGUGGAUUUCUCGGCGCGCACCGUCAUCACCCCCGACCCCAACCUGGCCAUCGACCAGGUGGGCGUCCCCCGCUCCAUCGCCGCCAACAUGACCUUCGCCGAGAUCGUCACCCCCUUCAACAUCGACAGGCUGCAGGAGCUGGUGCGCCGCGGGAACAGCCAGUACCCGGGGGCCAAGUACAUCAUCCGCGACAACGGGGACCGCAUCGACCUCCGCUUCCACCCCAAGCCCAGCGACCUCCACCUCCAGAUCGGCUACAAGGUGGAGCGACACAUGUGUGACGGGGACAUCGUCAUCUUCAACCGCCAGCCCACGCUGCACAAGAUGUCCAUGAUGGGCCACCGCGUGCGCAUCCUGCCCUGGUCCACCUUCCGCCUCAACCUCAGCGUCACCACCCCAUACAACGCCGAUUUCGACGGCGACGAGAUGAACCUGCACCUGCCGCAGUCGCUGGAGACCCGCGCCGAGAUCCAGGAGUUGGCCAUGGUGCCCCGCAUGAUCGUCACCCCCCAGUCCAACCGCCCGGUCAUGGGCAUCGUCCAGGACACCCUCACGGCCGUCCGCAAGUUCACCAAGCGCGACGUCUUCCUCGAGCGCGGGGAGGUGAUGAACCUGCUGAUGUUCCUCUCGACGUGGGACGGGAAGGUGCCGCAACCCGCCAUCCUCAAGCCUCGGCCGCUCUGGACGGGGAAGCAGAUCUUCUCCCUCAUCAUCCCCGGGCACAUCAACUGCAUCCGCACCCACAGCACCCACCCCGACGAUGAGGACAGCGGGCCCUACAAGCACAUCUCGCCCGGGGACACCAAGGUGGUGGUGGAGAACGGGGAGCUGAUCAUGGGCAUCCUGUGCAAGAAGUCGCUGGGCACCUCGGCGGGCUCCUUGGUGCACAUCUCCUACCUGGAGAUGGGCCACGACACCACCCGCCUCUUCUACAGCAACAUCCAAACCGUCAUCAACAACUGGCUCCUCAUCGAGGGCCACACCAUCGGCAUCGGGGACUCCAUCGCUGACGCAAAGACCUACCAGGACAUCCAAAACACCAUCAAAAAAGCCAAGCAGGACGUCAUUGAGGUCAUCGAGAAGGCCCACAACAACGAGCUGGAGCCCACCCCGGGGAACACCCUGCGACAGACCUUCGAGAACCAGGUCAACCGGAUCCUCAACGACGCCCGCGACAAGACGGGUUCCUCCGCCCAGAAAUCCCUCUCCGAGUACAACAACUUCAAGUCCAUGGUGGUGUCGGGCGCCAAAGGCUCCAAGAUCAACAUCUCCCAGGUGAUCGCGGUGGUGGGGCAGCAGAACGUGGAGGGCAAGCGCAUCCCCUUCGGCUUCAAGCACCGCACGUUGCCCCACUUCAUCAAGGACGACUACGGCCCCGAGAGCCGGGGGUUCGUGGAGAACUCCUACCUGGCCGGCCUCACCCCCACCGAGUUCUUCUUCCACGCCAUGGGCGGCCGCGAGGGGCUCAUCGACACCGCCGUCAAGACGGCCGAGACCGGGUACAUCCAGCGGCGGCUGAUCAAGUCCAUGGAGUCGGUGAUGGUGAAGUACGACGCGACGGUGCGAAACUCCAUCAACCAAGUGGUGCAGCUGCGCUACGGCGAGGACGGGCUGGCGGGCGAGAGCGUCGAGUUCCAGAACCUGGCCACGCUCAAGCCCUCCAACAAGGCCUUCGAGAAGAAGUUCAAGUUCGACUACACGAACGAGCGGGCGCUGCGGCGGACGCUGCAGGAGGAGCUGGUCAAGGACAUCCUCUCCAACGCCCACAUCCAGAACGAGCUCGAGCGCGAGUUCGAGAAGAUGCGGGAGGACCGCGAGGUGCUGCGCGUCAUCUUCCCCACCGGCGACAGCAAGGUCGUGCUCCCCUGUAACCUGCUGCGGAUGAUCUGGAACGCCCAGAAGAUUUUCCACAUCAACUCGCGCCUCCCCUCCGACCUGCACCCCGUCAAGGUGGUGGAGGGGGUGAAGGAGCUGAGCCGCAAACUGGUGAUCGUGAACGGGGACGACCCGCUGAGCCGGCAGGCGCAGGAGAACGCCACGCUGCUCUUCAACAUCCACCUGCGCUCCACCCUCUGCAGCCGCCGCAUGGUGGAGGAGUUCCGCCUCAGCGGGGAGGCCUUCGACUGGCUGCUGGGGGAGAUCGAGUCCAAGUUCAACCAGGCCAUCGCGCACCCCGGGGAGAUGGUGGGUGCGCUGGCGGCCCAGUCGCUGGGAGAACCGGCCACCCAGAUGACCCUCAACACCUUCCACUACGCCGGCGUCUCGGCCAAGAACGUCACGCUGGGCGUCCCCCGCCUCAAGGAGCUCAUCAACAUCUCCAAGAAGCCCAAGACGCCCUCGCUCACCGUCUUCCUGCUGGGCCAGAGCGCCCGCGACGCCGAGCGGGCCAAGGACAUCCUGUGCCGCCUGGAGCACACCACGCUGCGGAAGGUGACGGCCAACACCGCCAUCUACUACGACCCCAACCCUCAGAGCACGGUGGUGGCCGAGGACCAGGAAUGGGUCAACGUCUACUACGAGAUGCCUGACUUCGACGUCAGCCGCAUCUCGCCCUGGCUGCUCCGCAUCGAGCUCGACCGCAAGCACAUGACCGACCGCAAGCUCACCAUGGAGCAGAUCGCCGAGAAGAUCAAUGCUGGCUUCGGGGACGACCUCAACUGCAUCUUCAACGACGACAACGCCGAGAAGCUGGUGCUGCGGAUCCGCAUCAUGAACAGCGACGAGAACAAGAUGCAGGAGGAGGAGGAGGUGGUCGACAAGAUGGACGACGACGUCUUCCUGCGUUGCAUCGAGUCCAACAUGCUGACGGACAUGACGCUGCAGGGGAUCGAGCAGAUCAGCAAGGUGUACAUGCACCUGCCGCAGACGGACAACAAGAAGAAGAUCAUCAUCACGGAGGACGGGGAGUUCAAGGCUCUCCAGGAGUGGAUCCUGGAGACCGACGGCGUCAGCCUCAUGCGGGUGCUGAGCGAGAAGGACGUGGACCCCGUCCGCACCACCUCCAACGACAUCGUCGAGAUCUUCACCGUGCUGGGGAUCGAGGCGGUGCGGAAGGCGCUGGAGCGAGAGCUCUACCACGUCAUCUCCUUCGACGGUUCCUACGUCAACUACCGUCACCUGGCGCUGCUGUGUGACACCAUGACCUCCCGCGGGCACCUGAUGGCCAUCACCCGCCACGGCGUCAACCGCCAGGACACCGGGCCCCUCAUGAAGUGCUCCUUCGAGGAGACGGUGGGUGAUCCCCUCCGCGGCUGCUGGGACUCCAGCCCCCAGGACCCACCAGAUCCCAUCCCCCUCCCUCCUGGACCCACUGGAUCUCCACUCUGGACCCACUGGAUAUCCCUCCCCCCGGGACCCACCUGA